AUGGUUCUGGAGCCCAGUGGCCGAAGAUCCGCUGCUGCAGCCAAAACUGUUUCCGCUCGGCAACAAGUGGGCAACAGUAACCAGACAGGCAACAACCAGGCAACAAGUGGGCAACAGCAACCAGACAGGCAGCAACCAGGCAGCAACCAGACAUGCAACAACCAGACAGGCAAUAACCAGUCAAAUAACAACCAGGCAACAACAACCAGACAACAACAACUAGGCAACAGCCAGUCAUCAACAACCAGGCAAAACAACCAGACAGGCAACAAGUGGGCAACAGCAACCAGACAGGCAACAAGCAAGCAACAGCAACCGGACAGGCGACAACCAGUCAUCAACAACCAGGCAACAACCAAGCAGCAACUAGGCAACAACAACCAGGCAAAACAAACAGACAGGCAACAACCAGGCAGCAAGCAGGCAACAGCAACCAGACAGGUGACAACCAGGCAACAACCAGACAAGCAAUAA
Molecule: messenger RNA, 474 nt
Organism: Stegastes partitus (bicolor damselfish)
Lineage: Eukaryota; Metazoa; Chordata; Actinopteri; Pomacentridae
Source: RefSeq, a predicted model, not a curated record